Pongo pygmaeus (Bornean orangutan) is the source of this 261-nucleotide messenger RNA. Its product is annotated as endogenous retrovirus group K member 19 Rec protein-like. The record is from RefSeq and is a predicted model, not a curated record. The coding region runs from base 1 to 261 and encodes 86 amino acids. NCBI's taxonomy places the organism in Eukaryota, Metazoa, Chordata, Mammalia, Primates, Hominidae. The transcript is spliced from 2 exons.
AUGAACCCAUUGGAGAUGCAAAGAAAAGCGCCUCCGCAGAGACAGAAAACCCGCAAUCGAGCAUCAUUGACUCGCCAGGUGAACAAAAUGGUGAUAUCAGAAGAACAGAUGAAGCUGCCAUCCACCAAGGAAGUGGAGCCGCCGACCUGGGCCCAACUAAAGAAGUUGACACAGUUAGCUGAAAAAAGCCUGAAGAAAACAAGGUCUACAGGUGUAUCCAACAGCUCCGAAGAGACAGCAACCAGUGAAAACGGGCCGUGA